AUGCAGAGGAUGCAAAAAGCAAUGUAUGAAUUGCGUCGUUGUAUCCGAGACCCAGAGAAGGACGUGGAGAAGGGCUUGGAGGAAGUACAGAAGGAAGUAGGGGAAGGCCUGGAGUCACUCUUGGACGAAGCUCUACAGUCCAAAUGGCCCGAAGACGGGCAGAACGUACUCCUGUACGCCGCGGCCCAGGGGAACCAGACCUGGCUCCUUGGCCUGGUAGACCUCAUACGAUCACGGGUGGGAAUCCAUGCGCUCGUCAAGGAGUUACGCGAAACCGACAUCGACGGUGUUCCGCUUCUGUUCCACGCGGCUUCGAGCCGUCGCAAGCAUUGUUGCUUUCGAAUUGCGUACGACCUCGUCUUUACGGUGCUCGGCAAGGGCGGGGUCAUAGAGCAGUUCGAGGCUUUGGACGGACUGGGCAGAGGGAUACUCAUGCACGCGGCGCGGAGCAACCAUGUCGACACCUUCAAGGACGUGUUCGACAAGUGCAGGAAGGCUGCCGAAUCCGUACGACUACACGACCAGUCGAAUGCCGUCGCCAAUGAUGGCCGAAUAGAAAUUCCUGAGGUCCCACUUUAUGGUUUUCGUGGAGAACGACCAUCUGACAGCACAACGCAAACGCCGGAGAAGAGUUCGAACUCUCUUUUGUUGCGUGAGGUGUUGGGGACGGUCGACCGCAAGGGUAUGACCUGCCUUCACCAUGCCGCGGAAGCGGGCUCUAGCGAAGUGCUGUGUGAGGUGGUGAAGGAGUGUGGUUCGCAUUGGGCGGAUUUGGGUGCAUCGGACAGGAGCGGACGCACCCCGAUCAUGCUCGUGCUCAGAAAUGCUUUUUGCUGCGAAGGCGAGGAGCACACGUGCAGACAAACCGACCUGGAAGACAAGUUCGGCAUUUUGUUCGACGAAAUACCGUUGGAGCCUAUACGGGCCACAGGAGGGCACCGCUACAUAGGGUGGAUGCAGCCGUCGCGCAUUCAACCUCAGCGCCUACCAGCACCAAAGCAGACACCCGUUGAGACCCGGGCGGUGACGGAGCUGAUUCAUGCUGCACGAGGCGGCGUGGUGUCGUUAGAGCUAGCCCUGAACAAGGCUCUGCCUAACUCCAAGACCGAUUCUGAGGAUGGUUUCAAGGUACACCUCGACAGCGCACUUGCGGUCGAAGUGUGCAUCGACGGCAGUUGGAGGCAAUCGCAAGACGACCACCACCGUACUGUAAUCUGGGGAAGGGCCUUACUACUGGCAGCGGCUGCGAGGCUCGGCGAUGUUGACGUGCUUUAUCAUGUCUUGGUUGCCAUCGAGGACGACGAGUUCUUCCUCGAGGCCGAUGACGCGGGGAAAUUCAGGCUUCCCGAAAGGCCGAUACCGGUGGAUGAGACGCCGACGGCAAUCCCAGUAAGCAAUAAAUUGCGGGAAGUGCUGGGGAUGAUCAACAGCCGGAAUGUGUCCCUCUUCUCGUUGGCGAUCUUGUCCAGACGCCACGAGGCCGUGGAGCUCAUCUUCGACCUCGUGGUGCGUCUCUUCGGAGAAGAUCAAAGCAGCCGAAACGACCAACGCGCGGUCCGUUUCCGUGAUGGCGAUGACGGUGAUCAAGGCCACCAAGGACAGGGUCAACGCGACCGAGGCAAUCAACCCCACCACGAUACGAUUUGGUCGAUCCUCACCGGGCAUAGUCACACGACCAGCUCUCUCACGUGUGCAGCCUCGGUCUCAAUGGAAGCGGACGGGAACGGACGGACGAUGUUCUGCCUAGUGUUUGAAAUGCUGGAGAAACAAUUUAGGCGGGGAGUGGGCGAGAAGAAGUUUAGGGAGCUACUGUCGCCCAAGUCGAUGACCUUGAAAUCGUCUAGCACAGACCAGGAGCAUUCGAUUUCUCCACUGGCGGGGGCUGUCUUCAGCAGCAACUGGGUGCUGUUUCGGGAGGUGUACGACCGCUACGAGAAGUUAGCCGGCUGCUGCUGGCAGCGUGAAACAGUGUUGAAGCAGAUCCCGCAAGGUCCUCCCCAUGGCCGCUCCGUGCUCAAGGAUGAGGAACUGCACGAGUAUCACGACAACAUACCACCGCUUAUCACUCGCGGGGCUUGGACCAUCCCUGCAGUCAUGUGGCCUGACAUCGUCAAGGCUUACAAACGGGGCGAGCCAGAUGACCGAGAGGGAUAUUGCUGCUGCGGAAGGCAACAUCAACGACUGCUUUCGUGGAGGGAUGAUUUUAAGCACUAUUCCCGACGAGGAGCCAAGGUCGCGGCGAAGCGGGGCGACUUCACAGCUCUCAGGGAGUUGGUGAACGAGGGUUUUCCUCUGCACGAUGAUCACAUGCCUUUUUUGCUGGAAAAUAUCGGAGACCAUGAGCACGACGUCAUUGACACUAUAUUGGCGGCAGUUGCCAGUACAAGCAAUCCGUUCGCGAUGGCGGCUGGAGUAUCAAGGACGCUGCGGAUGAGCAAAGUCGACUUCCCGAUGCAUUCAGAGGGCCUCGGCCGUCUACAGAGCAUCAUGGACGACUUCACGAGCAAGGUGCUGGAACAGCUCCCGCAGACGGUGCGAGGGAUGGGGGUGGCGCUCCUCGGGGGGCAUCAGCCCAUUGUAUUCGGUGAGGGCCUUGAGCAGGGGAAACGCCACAGACUCACCAACCUGGCAGGCUUCAUCGUCGUGCAAUGGAUUCUGGAGCCGAACCUCCUGGUUGGAAAGAUCAACACCCAGAAGAAGUAUGCUGGGCCGGACUACCUCGACCCUCUACGGCGAGCGUUGGACAGAGGUUCUGAAGCCCUGGACUUCCUCAACACCCCCCUGGUGAAGGACUACGUGCACAUUAAGUUCGCCUGUACCCUCCCUUCCUGGACGUCGCGAAACCCUUUUCAGCCCACCGUCAAUGAAGGUUUUUUCAAGUACGACGAUUUCGACACAUACCCGCUAUCGGAAGUAUUUUCGGCCCCUGACGAAAACCUUGGGUCGAAAGACGAAGAGUCCCGGGGUCUGAAGGCAGCUCUGAAGGAGCAGUUCCUGACCAAGUCCUUCCUGUUGAGGUUUCUCCAGGGUUGGGACCACAGAGACAGCCUUCUGAAGUGGAAUAUCCCGAUAGGUGAUAUACGGUUUGCCAGCAAGAAGUUCAAGAGCGAUACCCGUGCCUCCAACAAUGCCCACGACAACGCCCAGGACAGCACCCAGGACAACUCUCAAGACAAUGCCCAAGACAAUGCCCCUGGGUGCUGCGGCGGACGCUUCAAAAGCAUCAUCCCGUCUUGGUUGCUCUGCUGUAACGGAAAUGUCUCGGGCAAUGCCGCCAACAACGCCCCCGAUAAUGCCCGCGGCGACGCCCACGACAGCAGUGCCCACGGGUGCUGCGUCGGACGUUUCGAAAGCAUCAUCUCUUCCUGUCGUCAACCACUCUGGUUUAAUGACAAACCGAAGAGGUGGACAAUUCCGCACAGCACGAUUUUGCCUGGACUGCAGUUUUCUCUGGCAGGAGUACUGGGAAAACCGGAAACUUUCUACCAGGUCCCGGCGAUUCGUUUCGUGUUUGAGAUCUUCACCUAUCUAUACGUCUUCUACGACACGUGGAACUUUCUCGACACGUCGACAAUCGGCUGCCUCCUCGUCACCUUCGUCUUUCGGAUGAUUGCUCUUGAUGACGACUUCUUCUUGUUCCACGCUCAGUUUUUCUACGCCGCCAGCGCGCCUCUUCUUUUCUCGAGGCUGCUCGUGCUGUCGCAAAUCGACGCCACCUUAGGGCCGAUGACCCAGGUCAUCUGGAGAAUGAUUUCGGACACGCUGCGGUUUUCGGCGUUCAUCUCGGUGGUCAUGCUAAGCUUCGCCCUGGCCUUCCACGCGGUCUUCCAUACCUGCGGGGAGUUCGAAGACCCUACGUGCAACACCAACGACGACCCUGACUUCCCCCUUCGCGACGCCUUCGGAACCUUCGGCCGUUCGUUCGUGACGGUGUUCUCAGCCGCGCUUGGAGGACCGGACUUCGAGCUCUACGAGGCCGCGGGUAGCGAAUGCAGGUGCAAGCUGCCUGACGGCGCCCAAGAAGCGGGGAUUUUCUUGAUGGUGGUGUACAUGGUGAUAAUGGCGGUGGUUUUGCUGAACCUGCUCAUCGCUGUGCUCAGCACCGCACACAGUAAGGUGUACGACAACGGCGACAAAGAGUUCCAUCUCGCGAGGGCGAAGUUGAUCUACCAGAGUGCGCGCGUUGUAACACGCCGUCGCCCUCCUCCUCCGCUUAACUUGGUGAAGGUCGUGCUCGGUACCCUGAUCGAUGCCACGACCGAGCCUGUUCGAUUCCGCCGGUGGAUGGUAAGAAACCCUCCCGAGGACGAGAACGAGGCCAACCCUGCUGAUGGCGCUGGUGGAGGAGGUGGAGGUGGUGGUGGUCAUGAGAAUGAUGCCGUGGAGGGAGAAGCUGAGGGUGAUCAAGGAAACAUUGGAGGUGGUAGUCCCGGCGAUUGCCCCAUCGCUGGCACCCCGGGCGACGAAUUUAUAGCGUGGACACAAACACAUGAAUGGAGGACGUUUGAAGGGGGAGUCCAGAGGGUCUUGUUCGCCUUCACAUUUGGCGCUGCCGCUAUCGUGAUGUCAGCCAUCCUGUGGACGCUGUCCGUGCCGUGGGUUGCCUGGUGCCUCUUGCGGUUGGCUCAUCCGGUGGUUGAAAAAAGAGCCGAAAACCUUGAGGAUGAAGAAGACGACACAAAUCAGGGGCUGGGCGACAUCGAGGAAGAAGAGGAGAUGAAAGAGAAGGUGCAUCCUGGAUACUUCAGGCGUAUCUUCAUCACCUUCCUUUGGUCGGCGGUUCUAGUCGUAGCAACCGCAGUCGCAGCCAUCUUGUGCGCCCUUUACAUAUUGUUCUCCGUUGUCCUCUGGUUUGUCGGGCUCCAUAUGAUCUACAAAUGGGUAAGGACAAACUGGACGCCGGAAAGCAACGACCGCCCCAGGGCCAUGCCAGGCCAAGAGGAAGGGGACCAUUGGCAACGUGCAUGGGAUCUCGUCAGUCUGCGAAAUCACGGGGUCCGCGAAGACUUCGAUCAGGCACACUUCAACGUUCUCCCGUUCUUGAAGAGCAAGACGGGCUUGGACAGGCAACACCUGGCAUGGCUUACCAAGGCCCGAGAUGACAAGGCAAAGUCCGAGGAGGACCUGAUCGAUGGCGACCGGGAGCUCCCGGGCGCCCGCAUUGACAUGGAACAUCUGCGUAAGGAGGCAGUGGGGCGCAACAACGGUGAUGGCGGAAAGGAUAGCGGCGAUGGCGGGGAGACGAAGGAAGCGGUAGGAAGUGGUGGUGGUGGUGGUGGUGCUCCUAGCCCGGAAGUGCAGGGUGGGGCGGUUGGAGAUGGUGUCUCUGGGGCAACCAGUACAGCAGCCGCUGGUAGUGGCGGUGCCAAUGAAGGUACGACUCCCCGGGCGGUUGCAGGUGGUGGUGCUGCUAGCCCGGAAGUGCAGGGUGGGGCGGUUGGAGAUGGUGUCUCUGGGGCAACUAGUACAGCAGCCGCUUGUUGUGGCGGUGCCAAUGAAAGUACGACACCCAGUGGAGCAAGCUCCCCUGCUUCUACAACUUCUACUUCGAUUGCCGCCGAUGCGGAAUCUGGUGGACCGGCUGUGGAUAAAACAAGCACAGCGGCCACGUUGAACGACGACAAGGCAACCGGAAGUGGUGACACUGGUGGCCACGAUUCUGCAGAGCACGUCCAGCCCAGCAAAGGAGGCCCCAGCUCGACGUUAGACGGAGAUACCAAGAUGGGCCCCGUGAGGGUCACAGGUUCUGCCGCCGUGGUUACAACCGGCAGCAAUGGAGGCAGGGGUGGCGGUGGUGGUGAUAGGGGUAAUGCUCGCGGUACUGGUGCCCAGCCAACAACUGCCGAUGAUGUCGCCGCUGAAUCUGCUGAUGAUGAUGAUAGACUUGGUGACGACGGAGAUUUGGUUGACAGCGACGAAGAGCUACGUAGGCUGGAGGUAAUGGUGCGGCGCUUGCGCGACAAAUGGCGAAAAAGGAGGGGUAAAGAAGGCCGCAACAGACAGGACCGAUAGUCGGAAGGAGAGAUACAUUUGGUGCCAGCUUUGGUGAAAAUACGGACGAUACUGAAGCUUUGGGGGUUAGUCUUGGCCGUGAUACUGGCGCAUGUCAGUGAAGUCGAUAUAUUUUUUGCAAAGGUGGGGUAUGUUUUUGUAGUGUUUCUGAAGGGCGCAAUCUAUAUACUGUAGGUUUAGGGCGCCAACAUGAUCGGUUUGAGUGCUGCGUCGUCUUCCAACGACACCGAGUAAGUGAAUGUAUGUAUACCUUCGUGAUGAUCGAUAUCACCUCGCGAGCAAGUUUUGGAUGUGUGGCCGCUCUACUUAUCUUGUGUAGACGGGAGUGAAUGGUCAAUAAGAACGCCACACCGCCGGAGGGUGGUCCCAAAGCUGAUCCGACAAAGUCGAGUCCGCUCUUUGGGCGAGAAACCUCCUGAAGGAAAUAUUGUAAAUGUUGCUCACAACUAUUACUAGGGUUAAGGAUUGGCCCCCCGCCCCCCAAUGGGGCUGGGGGCCAACAUCCAGGACGGAUGGUGGUGAGUGUCCGGGAGGAAGGGAAGAAGAAGAAGGGGAGAGGAUUUCUAGGGGCGGGAAGAAGGGACCACGGUGUUGGGAGAGGCAAGGAAGUGGUGAAGAAUUUCGGCAUUCGACAAGCGCGCGGUCCCGUCGGGGGUGAAAGGGACAUGUCAGUCCGUGGUUUUGUCUACCGGAAUCGAAA
Messenger RNA from Ectocarpus siliculosus, 6712 nucleotides. The record is from the annotation of a GenBank genome assembly. NCBI's taxonomy places the organism in Eukaryota, Phaeophyceae, Ectocarpales, Ectocarpaceae.